AUCUAUCAAUUCUCCUUUUCGCCCGUGUGCAGAUAGACGUCCGCCUUGUAUCUCUACAGGAAAAUAAACUCGUCAAGGAGUCACGGGGCGCAGUCACAGGUCCAUCCGGCGGAGGAUACCGCUAUAAUGGGUGUUUUUCACCAAAGUGGACUUUAUAUCAGUUUUUGUGCUCGCGGAUUUUGAUAGAAAACAACACAUCUUGACGCCCGCUAGCUAACGUUAGUUCUCGCCGCUGUCCUAUGGUGUUGUCUUGGUGAGAGUCUUCAAACGGGGGAUAUACAAGGAAUCUUACUGGGAAACAAUCCUAAACCGCAAACAUGUCUGGGGCGUCUGUAAAAGUCGCCGUCCGAGUUCGGCCCUUCAACUCCAGGGAGAUGAGCAAGGAGUCAAAAUGUAUCAUUCAGAUGCAAGGCAACACUACAACUAUUCUCAAUCCCAAAGCCCCCAAGGAACCAGCAAAGACCUUCAGUUUUGAUUACUCCUACUGGUCACAUACUACGCCGGAAGACCCCAGCUUUGCAUCACAGAACCUUGUCUACAAUGAUAUUGGCAAGGAAAUGCUGGCACAUGCUUUUGAGGGCUACAACGUCUGCAUCUUUGCUUAUGGCCAGACAGGAGCUGGCAAAUCAUACACCAUGAUGGGCAAGCAGGAGGAGGGGCAGGAAGGAAUCAUUCCAAUGCUCUGUGAAGAUCUAUUUGAGAAAAUCAAUGAGGACAGCAACAAAGAGGAGCUCUCCUACUCAGUAGAGGUCAGUUACAUGGAGAUCUACUGUGAGCGGGUGCGAGAUUUGCUAAACCCUAAGAACAAAGGGAAUUUACGAGUGCGAGAGCACCCGCUACUGGGUCCCUACGUGGAGGACCUGUCGAAGCUAGCUGUCACCUCCUACACAGAUAUCGCUGACCUCAUGGAUGCAGGCAACAAGGCCAGAACUGUGGCUGCCACCAACAUGAAUGAGACCAGCAGCAGGUCCCAUGCUGUUUUCACCAUCGUCUUCACACAGAAGAAACACGACAGUGAAACAGAUCUCUCCACAGAAAAGGUCAGUAAAAUUAGUCUGGUAGACUUGGCAGGAAGUGAACGAGCAGAUUCCACUGGAGCUAAAGGUACCAGGCUAAAGGAAGGCGCAAACAUCAACAAAUCUCUCACCACGUUAGGAAAGGUUAUCUCUGCCUUGGCUGAAGUGGAUAACUGUACCAGCAAGAGCAAGAAGAAGAAGAAGACUGACUUCAUCCCGUACAGAGACUCUGUUCUGACAUGGCUGCUGAGGGAGAACCUCGGUGGAAACUCAAGAACAGCCAUGGUAGCUGCCCUCAGUCCUGCAGAUAUCAACUAUGAUGAAACCCUGAGCACGCUCCGCUAUGCUGACCGAGCUAAGAACAUCAAGUGCAAUGCUGUCAUCAAUGAAGAUCCUAACAACAAGCUGGUGCGUGACCUGAAGGACGAAGUGGCUCGACUGAAGGAACUGCUCCGUGCUCAGGGCCUGGGAGACAUCCUAGACAUUGAUCCUAUGGGGGAUGAUUGCCCAGGAAGUGGAAUCAAAUACCUCAAAGACAUUCAGAACAAUAAGCAUAGAUACUUGAUAGCCUCAGAGAACCAACGCCCUGGCCAUUUCUCCACAGCACCUAUUGGUUCCCUGACAGCCUCACCAUCUUCUGGCUCACUGUGCAGCCAGGGCGGCCUUCAGUCCGUCACCAGCAUCCAGGAGCGCAUCAUGUCCACCCCUGGAGGAGAGGAGGCGAUCGAAAGACUCAAGGAAUCAGAAAAGAUCAUUGCUGAGCUCAAUGAAACCUGGGAAGAAAAACUGCGGAAGACGGAGGCAAUCCGCAUGGAGAGGGAAGCCUUGCUUGCAGAGAUGGGUGUGGCAAUCCGUGAAGAUGGAGGCACUUUGGGGGUCUUCUCUCCUAAAAAGACUCCACACCUUGUUAACCUGAAUGAGGAUCCUCUCAUGUCGGAGUGUCUGCUCUACUACAUCAAAGACGGAAUUACAAGGGUGGGCCAGGCUGAUGCUGAAAGACGACAGGACAUUGUUUUAAGUGGUGCGCAUAUCAAGGAAGAGCACUGCAUCUUCCGCAGCGAGAGGAAUGCCAAUGGAAAUGUUAUCGUCAUGCUGGUGCCCUGCGAGGGAUCAGAAACCUAUGUCAACGGCAAGCGUGUUGACGAUUCAAUCCAGCUUCGUUCAGGUAACCGUAUCAUUAUGGGAAAGAACCACGUGUUCCGGUUCAACCACCCAGAACAGGCCCGAGCUGAAAGGGAGAAGACGCCAACUGCCGAAACGCCUGUGGAGCCGGUGGAUUGGACCUUUGCUCAGAGAGAGCUUCUGGAGAAGCAGGGCAUCGACAUGAAGCAGGAGAUGGAGAAAAGGCUCACUGAGAUGGAAAUCUUGUACAAAAAGGAGAAGGAGGAAGCAGACCAGCUUCUGGAGCAACAGCGACUGGUGUACGAGAGCAAAUUGCAGGAACUACAGAAACAGGUGGAGACUAUUUCUCUGGUAGCCGAGACACCUGAUGAAGAAGAGCUGGAGGAGGAGGAGGAAGAGGAAGUGCCGUGGACUCAGCACGAGUUUGAGUUGGCUCAGUGGGCUUUCAGGAAGUGGAGGUACCAUCAGUUCACCUCCCUCCGUGACCAGCUGUGGGGAAACGCAGUCUACCUGAAAGAGGCCAAUGCCAUUAGUGUGGAGCUAAAAAAGAAAGUCCAGUUUCAGUUUGUCUUGCUGACAGACACUCUGUACUCUCCGCUGCCCCCUGAGCUACUGUCGCCAGAGCCAGAGAAAGAGCGUGACUCCAGGCCUUUCCCCCGUACAGUGGUGGCUGUAGAAGUUCAAGACCUGAAGAACGGAGCCACGCACUACUGGUCCCUUGAUAAACUCAAGCAGAGGCUGGAUCAGAUGAGAGAGAUGUAUGACCGUGCUGGAGAAAUGGCCUCUGCAAACCAGGAGGAUGGCGAGGGCAGUCUCACAGGAAAUGACCCCUUCUAUGACCGUUUCCAUUGGUUUAAACUUGUGGGGAGCUCCCCCAUCUUCCACGGUUGUGUUAACGAGCGCCUGGCCGACCGCACCCCUUCACCUACCUUCUCCACCACUGACUCGGAGAUCACAGAGAUGGCGGACGAGCGCCAGAGCGAGAUGUCCGACUUGAUCGACGAUGAGGCUUUCGUGGAUGACACCAGCUCAGACGCCGGCACCGAAGAGGGCUCGGACAUCUUCAGCGACGGCCAGGACCCCUUCUACGACCGCUCCCCCUGGUUCAUCCUGGUGGGAAGAGCUUUCGUGUACCUGAGCAACCUUCUCUACCCUGUGCCACUGGUGCACCGUGUUGCCAUAGUAACAGAGAAGGGCGAGGUGCGUGGUUUCCUACGUGUGGGGGUCCAGGCUAUAGCUGCUGACGAGGAGGCCCCAGACUACGGGUCAGGAGUUAGACAGUCGGGAACUGCCAAGAUUUCCUUUGAUGAUGAGUACUUCAAAAAGAAUGACUUUCCCUCCACGGUUAUGACCCGCUCCGGCAUGUCCCUGGAAGAGCUGCGCAUUGUGGAGGGUCAGGGCCAGAGUUCAGAGGUCAUCACACCCUCAGAGGAGCUCAACAGAAUCAAUGACAUGGACCUCAAGCUGGGUAACAUCGCAGACACCAAGCUGAGUUGUGGUGACGGUCUGGCAGGCCAGCUGGAAGUGGGCAGCAUCUUUACCUUCCGUGUUACCGUGCUCCAGGCCAACGGCAUCCCGCCGGAGUACGCAGAUAUCUUCUGUCAGUUCAAUUUCCUGCAUCGUCACGACGAGGCUUUUUCUACUGAGCCUCUGAAGAACACUGGCAAAGGAGCCCCUCUGGGCUUUUACCAUGUCCAGAACGUUUCAGUUGAGGUCACAGAGUCCUUCAUUGAAUACAUCAAGAGCAAGCCCAUCGUGUUUGAAGUGUUCGGCCACUACCAGCAGCACCCGCUGCAUCUUCAUGGCCAGGACCUGAUCAGUCCUCCAACACCGUCAAGGAAAUACUAUCCUAUUCCCAUGCCUCUGUCUAAACCAGUUCCAGCCACCAAGCUGAACACCAUCACUAAGUCCAACCUGGGUCAGUGUGUCAGCAAGUACGACCUGCUGGUCUGGUUUGAGAUCAGUGAGCUGGAGCCCACUGGAGAGUACAUCCCGGCUGUAGUGGAUCACAGCGGAGGACUGCCCUGCAAUGGCACCUACCUACUGCACCAGGGGAUCCAGCGGAGGAUCACGGUGACUCUCAUCCAUGAGAAGGGAAGCGAGCUCCACUGGAAGGAUGUUCGUGAGCUGGUCGUGGGUCGUAUCAGGAACAAGGCUGAAGUGGACGAUAGCGCUGCCGAUGCCGUCCUGUCCCUCAACAUCAUUUCUGCCAAGAACAUCAAGUCAUCCCACAAUUCCAACAGGACAUUCUACCGCUUCGAGGCAGUGUGGGACAGCUCCCUGCACAACUCCCUCCUGCUAAACCGAGUCACUCCAUAUGGAGAGAAGAUUUAUAUGACCCUGUCUGCAUAUCUGGAGCUGGACCACUGCAUCCAGCCUGCUAUUAUUACCAAAGACAUCUGCAUGGUCUUCUACUCCCGAGACGCAAAGAUCUCCCCUCCCCGUUCCCUCAGGAACCUCUUUGGGAGUGGGUACUCGAAAACCCCUGACUGCAAUCGAGUCACUGGCAUCUACGAGCUGAGCUUGUGCAAGAUGUCUGACACUGGAAGCCCAGGGAUGCAGCGGAGGAGGAGGAAGGUUCUGGACACAUCAGUGGCUUAUGUGCGUGGGGAGGAGAACCUGGCCGGCUGGAGGCCCAGAGGAGACAGUCUCAUCCUGGAGCACCAAUGGGAGCUGGAGAAAAUGGAGCAGCUGCAUGAAGUGGAGAAGACCCGCCACCUGCUCCUGCUAAGGGAGAAGCUGGGAGACUCGGCUCCAGUGGGAACAGCUCCCACCACCAAGUCCCUGAGCGAGCUGCUGUCACCCAGCAUGAGCUCAGACAGCCUCUCCACCUCCACCUCCAUCUCCUCUCAGAUCUCCAGCACCACCUUUGAAAGCGCCAUCACGCCCAGCGAGAGCAGCGGCUACGACUCGACCGACAUUGAGAGCCUGGUGGAUCGUGAGAAGGAGCUGGCUACUAAGUGCCUGCGCCUCCUGACACACACCUUCAACAGUGAAUAUAACCAGGUGGUCAACAGUAUCAGUGACUGCAAGCUGUCUGACAUCUCACCAAUGGGACGUGACCCAUCAGUGACCAGCUUCAGCAGCGCCACUCUCACCCCUUCCUCCACCUGCCCUUCUCUGUCUGACUCCCGCUGUGGUUCCAUAGACCAGAAGACCCCAGAGAACAGCUCCCGUGCCUCCAGUCCCUCCUGCUCAGACUAUGAAAACUUCCCGAUGGUUCCCAGUCUGGAGACCUCCUACUUAGCACGAGCUGGGAAGAACGAGUUCCUCAACUUGGUGCCUGAUAUUGAAGAAAUGAGGCCAGGAUCCGUAGUUUCCAAGAAAGGUUUCCUAAGCUUCAUGGAGCCACGCUCCAACUCGUGGGUGAAGCACUUUGUGGUCGUGCGCCGGCCCUACGUCUUCAUCUACAACAGCGACAAGGACCCAGUGGAGCGGGGCGUCCUCAACCUCUCCACAGCACAGGUGGAAUACAGUGAAGACCAGCAGGCCAUGCUUAAGACUCCCAACACAUUUGCAGUGUGCACAAAACAUCGAGGAAUCCUCCUGCAGGCCAACAAUGAGAAAGACAUGAACGACUGGCUUUACGCAUUUAACCCCCUGUUAGCAGGAACGAUAAGAUCCAAGCUGGCGAGGAGGCGCAGUGGCCUAAUGAAGAACUGAGCGGGUGGACCGGCACACGGGAAACCACGGCUUCCACUGUUUCUGGGAAGCCUUUUGAACAUACCAAGUGUUAACACUUAUUAAUCAUUGUGAUUCUUGACAGUUUUCUCUUGUAAGUAGACUUGUGGCUUAAGUCUCCUUUCAUGCGACUAAAAGUUUCAGUUCCAGAAAAAUUUGCCUCCCCCUCUCCCUCCAACAACCCUCUGCCAACUUAGCUUUCUUCCUCUCUAUCUCUCCUCCCUUCCUCCUCCUCAGCUUUUUGUGUUUUUGUUUUUAUGACAAUGUUUGGGUCUAAUUUUGUUCCGCUUUGUUGUCAUUCCCUAACUCCCUAACUAGUAGCAUGUUGUAAUAGUCUACUUGUGUGUGCACGAUUCUUCAGAAAACUGUUCUUUCUGGCCACUAAUUUUCAGUUUUGCCAAUCAUCUGUAAAGAAAUUGUCUCUAUCAGUGUUAUUUGUCUCCCGAGAAGAGUUUAUUUUUAUGUUUAGUUUUUUUUUAAUAUGCCCGCAUGAUAACUGCAGCAGUCCUCAGGAGAAGACCAGGUUUGCUUAAUCAAAAAAAUAAUUAUUAAAAGUCUGAUACAGUUGAAACCAUGAAGGAAAAAUUAUACAUCCAAGCGAUGUAUUAGUUUACGUUCUGCUACAGAAAGCAAGGCUACUUCAAGAUCUAUUGCUGCUAAUGAAUUCAUAGGUUUUUCUUCUCCUUGUGAGAUUCUCAUCAGGCCGCCGCCGCCUCUUGCUCCCCCCUGCCAUAUGCUAAAUGGCGUUUAGAAACAAAAUGUUACGUCUGAAAAACGUGUCCCGGCUCAGUGAGCUCUGAGGGCAGCGCUGGAUUUCCACCGUCAUCCUUGUGAUAUUUAGACCCCACUCCUCGGCAUAUUCACCAACGCCAACCCCCAAUAGUGCCGUCAGCCAUGCAUUUGUGUCAACAUCAAAAAUACAUGCAAACAUGUAUGAAGAUUAUUUCAUAUCUUAGCAGUGAAAAGCAGAAGUAGAUAUUCGUCCCUGUCAUUUUUGCUAUUACAUCUCAAGAGAAAAAAACAGGGUUUCGAGGAGAGGAGGAGGAGGAGGAGGAGGAAGACGGACAGUCCUCCAAGGAGAGAGUAUGAUUUGUACAUACAGUCUGUUCUGGGAUCAGUGUGGUAGUUAGCUCUCAUUUAAGACAUUCCUCUCAGCUCCUCUCGCAGUUCUUCUUACACAUUGAGCCUCAGACUUUAAGAGAGUCUCAACAUUUAGUUAGCUGAAGACAAAACAAAAACCUGGUGAAACGGGAGGAAGAAGUAAGAAAAGAGAAUGAAGUUGCAAUGCUCCAGUCUUGACGCCAGUAGAUAAUUGAAGCAGCUGCUAGCACAUUGCCUGCAGGACAGUUACUGAAUAGUCCAGCCCGUGACUCCCCUCGCUGUCAUGACGGUGUCGGGUAAAACCUCUCAAGAGAAGUACUCUCUGUUCAGCAGCACCACGUGUUCAUUUUCUACUUGUGUUCUUUGAAUUGAAACUCCUCUAACUCUCAUUAGGUUGACAUUUCCUUUUUUUAAUUUAAUGAUUAACAUUUUUUCUAUCAUGCUUUUAACCAUUCCACGGUGAAGUUUUAUAUGAAAUGUUACAGAGGGCAUUUAUUUCUUAAGUUGUAACCAGCUCUACUGGUGUUUAACCUUAUUUUGCACAUUAACACAUAUCUAUAGCAAGACGAGGGCAGGUCACACAGGAUGAGUCCGAGAUUAUUUCUGAGUAUCAGGAUAAGAGCACAUAUCGAGGCUACACUGGAUAGCUGUUUACGAGAGAGAAGGAAAGUGAUGUUAAAGGGACGACAUAUGCUCAAAAGGUUUUAUUUCUGAUAUUGUUUAUGAAAAUAUUUGCUCUGGACAUCACAGCUGCUACAUUUGGCUCCUGAUGAGUUAUGCCUCUGUUUCUUCACGUGGUAGAAAAGUGUGAUGAGCACAGACGGGCAUUAAAAACUGGCCAGCCAACCAGUUGUACGCCUGCUGUGUCAUGACUGAGACAUUAAGGUUGAAGGUGUUGAAACAGAGGCAGCCAUCGCCUGUUACAAGUUGGUGAUGCAUCUUCAUUGUUUGCUGAUGUAAAGACAGAAAACAUUUGCCUCGGAAGUCAGACGUCUCUCUGCCCUCGGGUCGGCCAACCUGCUGGUCAGGGAAACAAAAACCUGCUGAAGUGUUUCUGAGAAAUGUUUUGUCUUAAAGAGAAAAAGCAUCUAUGCACUGACCAAGGCUCCAAGUGCAUCGUACCUCACGUUAACCCCAGCGUACUGUAAGAGAUAUCAGAGAUACGAAGACCUGUCAGAGCAAACAUUUUCACUUCACUGACUAAUUUGCAGAGGUCUAUUAUUUUGGAUUGUGUAUUUAUUGUUUGCAAUGUAUAUAUUAGUUUGCAGCUCUUUGCACAUAUUAAUAAAAGGUUCAACUAACUGAUCAAAUAAAGUCUGUGCGGUUUAGUUGUUCUACUCAGAGUGAACCAAAUGAUGGUGUGGCAGCCUCUCCCAGUCCGAACUGGGGGAGCGUUGAAUGUACUACGAAGGUGUGUGUUUCUCCAUCGUUUAGAAAGAGAACUAAAAUGUAACCCGCCGCAUCUUUUUCAGGGGAGGUGAGUUACAUUAGUGCUUCCUCUUUAGUAGAAAGUGGUUUGAGUGACAGUCUGCUUUUUGAUUUGAAGAAUAUUUACUCACGACUCAUGCUAGCCAGCCACUUGAGUUAUAACAAAACAAGGGUGGUUUUUAACUCAUUUUGUUUUUUCUCUAAUAUCAGGGAAUAUAAUACAAAGUAGCUAGUGACAUCUAAAAUGACAGUAUACUAUUGUUGUGCUGGUGUCUUUCUUCACCUCAACACUUUUUCUUUUUUCCGUUGAUGCCUUUCGAAACAAAACUAGCCAUGAUAUUUUCCAUCUUCCCCUCUGACAAUUAAUAUCAGUUAACUGCGUUCCCUAUGGAUCUGUUCACCGAACGAAACAAAACAAACAAACAAACAAACCCACGACAUCAACACUGUACAUUAUUUGUCAGACUGGUUUCAUUUUCAUACUUAUUUUGUAAAUAUCUGUGUUGUAUGGAGCUUGAAUUAAAAUGUAAAUAUGUUUACUGUAUUUGUAAUAAUUAUAAUCCAUUCGCUGUAUAGCAUAGAUGUGUCAUGCAGAUAUCCUAAUUCUGUGUAUGGUAAUCUUGCACCAUUGAACUGUUUAGUGAAUGAGGCAACAAUAAAAAGUACAAACUGUGCAUUAGCAGAACAA
Messenger RNA from Epinephelus moara (kelp grouper), 9036 nucleotides. It is a transcript of the gene kif1b, whose product is annotated as kinesin family member 1B. The record is from RefSeq and is a predicted model, not a curated record. The coding region runs from base 318 to 5801 and encodes 1827 amino acids. NCBI's taxonomy places the organism in Eukaryota, Metazoa, Chordata, Actinopteri, Perciformes, Serranidae. Gene Ontology annotation, molecular function: ATP binding; microtubule motor activity; microtubule binding. Gene Ontology annotation, biological process: microtubule-based movement. The transcript is spliced from 49 exons.